AUGCAUAGCGCACCCAAAACGGAAAUAUCCAAAAAUAAUUUAAACUUUUUCGGAUCGUUUUACUCCAAAUAUGGAAAAAAAAACAACAACGAUGAGGUAAUUGCGAGCGAGCAGCCCGUGACAGAGGAAAAUUUCACCAACGCGAAAAAUAAUUCCAACCAGAACGCCAGCAGCAGUAUCAGCAUCAGCAGUAACAUCCUUAGCAGCAACAUUCUUAGUACCAAUCUCCUCAGCAGCAACCUCCUCAGUACGAACCUCCUCAGCACCAACCUCCUCAGCAGCAACAGCAACCAAGGCGAAAGCGAACAUGAUCAUGACCUCUUCAUGGAGAGCGAACAAGACUACGGCUCACAUAAAAAUCCCUACAAAUCGGCCAAGCUGUUUUACGACAAUAAUAUGCCGUUCGAAACGAGCGCAAAGAGCAGCAAAAGCUUAUUGGACAAGAAUUAUUUCUCCAUCGCACAUGCCUCCAUCUUCCCCUCGGAGGGCUUUCUAGGCGCGAAUAGCGGCAAUAGUGGCAGUAGCGCCAUUAGCGGCAAUAGCGGCAAGAACGCCCCCAAUCGAAAGAACGCCCCAAGCCGAAAGAACAGCAAAAAUAGCGACGACAUCUACGACGCGGAUCACUACGUAAACAACAGCAGUUACAUGAAUAGCCAAAAUAAAUUUUCGAAAUUUUUGGAGGCCUUUCAAAACGUGGAUGGUAGUGAUGAUUAUGACACCUUUGACAUAUUUGGCAUUAACAAGCCGAGGGCCAGCCAGGGCUACUCUUCGGUCAGCGGCGCGAGGAAAACGGAGAAAGGUGUGCCAGCCAAGGAGGAAGAUAAGGCGUCAGCUGUGGUCGAUGCCGCUACUACCGCUGUACCGGAGGAUGCGCAGCCCCAUCAGGCAAAAGAAGACGAUCAAGUGAGUGGCGGUCAGAAGGGGCAGGCGGCCGUUCAGCGCGAAAGCAAAGCGGGCAGUAGGCACCGCGAGGUUGAGUGCGACCCGGGCUCCGAUCGCUGCCCAGGGGGUAGCGCCGAGCACAGUGGAGAGUACAUCGGCGAACACAAUGGAGAGUACAUCGGAGAGCAUACUGGCGAGCAUUGUGGCGACCACAAUGCCCAGUCAGACGAGGCGCACCAAAACAACCCCACAGAAACGCACUCCGGGGAGAAACACACAUAUGACGAGAAAAAUUUUUACUACGAUAAAUUUCUGCUCAAGAAUUUCUUCUCCAAAAUAUCAAAGUUCAUAUCGAACAAUAAUGAAGAAGGAGGAGAUGGAAGUGGAGGUGCAGGAGGGGGAAAGUAUGAGGCGAAAGAAAUGGGGAGGGAUGAUGACCACCUCGGUGUAUCCUUUAGCAGAAGAUGUGAGAGCCUCAAUUCGUACAGCUCUCCAUACGAAUUGAAGGAAUAUUUUGAUAAUAAUGAAAUGAAGAGCCAAACGGAGAAGUUGAGAAGUGCUCUGGAAAGAUUCGACACAUGGGAACCUUUCCCACCCAGUGAGGAAAAGAACAAAUAUGAAAUGACCAACGAGGUUAGUGACAGGUGCAGCCGAGGGGAGUCCCAUAAGAAUGAUAAGGUAGGGAGGUCUGAGCGGGCAGACAGACCAGAGACAAACCAACAUGCAAAUGUACAGAGCCAGUAUGCAAAUACGCAGACGGAAAAUAGUGAAAAUCGAUCGGACGAAAACAGGAGCGAUUAUAACUCCACCAAAUGUUAUCACUAUGUGAGGAACACGGACCAACCGAACGAGGACUCGUUUAGUGAUUCAGGCGGGAAGGAAGCAACCCAGGGGAAAUGCCAUGCUUGCGCGAAUGAGGAGGGACACGAGGAACAGGAGGAACACUCGUACGUCAUGCGCAUGGACGAUCAGCAAAUGGGCGGCGAAGAGGCCAAGGAGGAAGGGAACACUGCCUCGAACAAAAAGGGAUACCACAGGAGUGAUUAUCAAAAUAAUAAGCACAUGUCCCUUAGCGAUUUGAAACACUUCCCAAGCAUAAGUUAUUCUGGUAAACAGGAUGGGCCCGACUUUUUUCGCAACAAAGAAAGUUUGCAUAAGUACUACUCCAUGCUGCACAAACUUCCAAAAAAGGAGACCAAGACGUCUGCCUCGCCCAGCAGUGUCUGUCUGGUGGGUGGAAAGAGCGACGGUGCAAACAGGCAGGGGAGCGAAAACAUUGGCCCAAUUGAUGCCGGCGAUGAUAGUGGAAACGGUGCCCAUGAGAAGAACGAAAAUGGAGAGGAUAGGAACCAUGACGACUGCAGAACUGAUGACAGCGCCCAGAACAGCGGCGAUUACGAGGACAUCUGCAUAAGUGACGACAACCACGACGGGAACAGCGCGGAACUGCUGAAAAGCAACUCAGAUGGGGAAAACGAUUUUGCACAUAACCCUGACGGGGUGAGCGGAGACAGCUUGGCGAACAACAAUUCGUAUUUGCAGUCCGCAAAUAGAAGCUACGCAUACAAUAAAUUAAAACACGAAAAAGGUGCCUAUGGCAGGGUGGGCAGCCAGAAGGGGAACCUCGUCAAUUACUCCUUUGUGAAUAGCGGCACGUUCAACAAGGAUUCAGUCAGCGUUGAGAGGGGCGAGCAAGAUGUGGAUGCCGAUGUGGACGCGGACGUUGACGCCGACGUCGAUGUGGACGUCGAUGCCGACUGCUAUGCCGACUGCGACGAAGACUGCAGCGGUGACUGUGGUGGGGAAGGCUCCCGGGGAGGUGACCGUACCACGUGCAUUAAACCGUUUGGGCGUGUGAAGGACCCCGACUGCGGCCACAGCGAUGCUAGCGGCGGCCCCACUGGAGAGAUGAACACGACGUGCAAUCCCUACGUUAAGAAACGCUCCUUUAAAAAGGAAAUGUACAAACAGCCAUAUGACGAGGUGUGCAAAAUUAGCAGCAAAUAUGACACCUUUGAUUUUGGCAUUUUCCAGGGAGACAAACAAAUUCUUCAUUAUAAGGAUAGCCUAAUAAGGGACAAAGCCCCCCAGGAGGAAUGUGCGUGCUGCGGUUCUGGCGCGCGCAAGGGGGGGAAGCACAAGAGUGCACAGGGCGCGUGGAGGAAGCGCGGGGAUGAGAGCGAGGUGGAUGGCGGGGAAGUAGAGGAGCACCUGCAUGAAGGGUAUCACGCGGAUGAGCACGAGGAUGAGGACGAGCACGAGGAUGAGGACGAGCACGAGGACGGGCACGACCAGGAUGACAAUCGCGAUGACCAUCUGGAUGGCCACCACCGAGACGACUUGCUGUUCUGCAUGGCGCCGUACGGCCGGGCCAGCGGCGGAAAGUUCGGCACGCCCCCCAGGAACAAAUUUAACCUCUUCAACAACUCGAACGCGUUUGAGUGCAGCCAGGGCAGCUGCGGGGAGAGCUGCUCCCCGGGAAAUUGCUCCCCGGGAAAUUGCUCCCCGGGAAAUUGCUCCCCGGGAAAUUGCUCCCAGGGGAAUUGCGCCCAGGGACAUUGCUCCCAGGGACAUUGCUCCCAAGAAAAUUGCUUCCAACAUAAUUGCUUCCAACACAAUUGCUGCCGGGGUGGUAGCUAUCAGAGCGGGAACUGCCAGGAGGACUGCUGCAGGGGGAGCCGCGGCCCGGAUAAAUACCGCAUGCGGUACGGCGAGCGCGCGAUGAGCGGCAACUUCUCGGACGGGGGGAAGAGCGUGGAAAGGCACCUGACAAACGUGCGGAGCGACAAAAAGGCGGCCUACAGCAACCCAUUCAACCUGAACAGCAGCAUCGCGUACAACCUCUACCGCACGGGCAGCAAAAAUUAUUUCCCCAAAAAUCGCUAUGAUCAUAUUGGCAAGGAAAACUGUGCAAACCAUAUGAUGAAAAAUUAUUUCGACGUAAAAAUGAAGGAAAGCAAAAAUGAAGAGAAAAAAACGGCAGCGUUGGGCGAACAAAAUAUGAGUAAUUUUAAGGGGGCGUUUGUUUCCCCGCCGAACAUGAACAAUUUGAAAGGGCAAAAAUGCUCCGCCCAAAAUGACGCAUAUUUUUAUAGCAACAAGAAGAAAGCGGAAGAAAAAUUUUUGAUUACGAAUUUGUACGAAGAGGUCGAUUAUCCCAGCAGGGGAAUAGGAGGUGGCGGGGCAGUUGGCCACGUGGGAGGAGGAGCAGUUGGCCACGUGGGAAGCGGGAUGGUUGGCCGAUUAGCCAUCGACUCCGCGCCUGCAGGAGGAGUACCGUCAGCAAUUAUGAUGACACCCUCAUCAUCCGCGGGAAAGGGAACAACGACCGGCGUGACAGCAGGCGCCGCCAUGACGUUCGGUUCGUCCCCCGUGAAUGCAGGCGAUUGCUGGAUGAACAGGCAAAAAAUAAGUGUAAGUAGCAACAAAAUUGAAAUCGUUAGGAAAAACGAUAUGAAUUAUAAAAGGAGAAUUAUCGACUCCUCGCGAACUAUGGUAUCAAAUAAAUACAUGCAACAUUAUGGCAGCAACAGCUUAGCGCUACCCACUGGCAGUUAUUACCACGACUCACUUGCCAAGUGUAAUGGCUUGUAUGAUCAUCCCGCUAACAGCAGAGGUUUGAAAAUGACUUCCAAAACGAAUAACCUAAUGAUGGUCGAUCCAAAUGGCCUUUCAAAUAUGCGCACAAAAAUACCCUCAGAAAAAACGCACGCAAAUCUGUACAACCAUGUAAUAGAUGUAGAAAAAUUACAAGAAAAAAAAUAUCGAAUGUAUAAGCAAUUAAAUAUGAGCAGCAGGGGCAGGAAAAACCGCAACGAUAUUAUCGACUUGGAGGACGUGCACGAGCGCAGCGGCUGCGAUGUGUACAGACGAACUGCCGCCAUCGCGGCGAACGCGGCGAGCACCGCAAACGCGGCGAACAUUGCGAAUGCCGCAAACGCCUCCAACAGCGCCAACGCCGCGAACUUCGAUUACGACUGGAAGAAGGAGAAUUUUUUUAAAAAGAAAAGCGCGCUGCUGAACUUUUACAAUGACGCCGAGGAGGACAGAGCAGCCAAUUCGUUCUUCCCCUGUGGCAAAAAACGGGAGCAAAUGGUCAACUACAUCAUCGAUGUGGAUAAGGUGUACGAAGACGACAAGUACAUGAUGAUGCCCUACGAGGGGGUGAAGCGCAACCACAUGGGCGCCAUGAUGGAGGGUGCAGGGGCGGGCGCCUUUAGGAGCGGCUCCAUGAGUGUGGCCCAAAUGGAACGGAGAAGGGGCGAGAGGAGGCUGACUCCCCUGCGCGAAUGCCAAAGGGAGCUCCUCCACCACCAGCAGCGCCAGCAGCAACAUCAGCAACACCUGCUGUACAGCAGCAGCGGCAACUACAAAAUGAUGAUGGAGAAGUAUAAUAAGAGCCUUUUGCUAAACCCCCCCAUGGACGUGCCAUCUGUUAACAAGUACCCUAGCGCGAGUGAGUACAUCAUGAAGGGUAAGGGAGGAGGGGGAGGAAGUCCCAUCGGGGAUUACCCCCCGAAUGAGCAAAUCCGCAGUGGCAGCGGAACAGGCAAAAGGGGAAGAGGCAGAGGAAGGAGAAGCCUUUUUUAUAACAAGUACCCACUGGGAAGAGGAGACCCACACGAUGACGUAAGUGCGAGCGAAAUGGGGGGUGCAUCUGCAGGAGUAAUGCUAGGUGGAAGAGGUGGUGCCCACGGAGAUGAGAGCGAGACUGACGAAAAUUACACCGAUGAUGAACAUGGCCGAAAUCCGUAUCGAGCAGAUCGAAAUGAUAGCAGCAGGAGGAGAAAGUUGAGUAAACUCUGCCGCGACCAAAGGGUCCUCUUCAGUAGGCACAACAGUGCAGGCAUGUCGAGAAAACUUCCACACGCUGAGCUGCUCCACAGAGGGAAAAACAGAGCAAACCAAUUGGAAGAGGAUGAAGAAAGCGAUUAUUACAUGUACAACAAAUACGGGUUUAAAAAAAAAAAAAAAAAAAAAAAUCAUCACCAUCUGCAUAGUAGAAGUCGAGGCAGGAAUUACAGCCACCACCGCAGCACACUCAAUGAAGAUACCCUUUGCAACAAAAACGAGUUGGAAAAAAUAACUCAAAUUGAAAAUAUCAUUUCCAGAAAAAUGAAGUUGAGCAAAAUGAGAAGAGAAGCCGCGAACAACAACAAACUGAGCAGCGGAAAUAACAAUUUGGCCAAUCCAGACGACGAGGAGGAAGAUAGCGACUUAUAUAAUAACAUCGAAUUUGAUAGAAUCAAAAUAGAAAAUAUCCUCGACGGAACAAUUAAGCUAGACAAUAAGGAUGAAAAUAUUAUUAACAAUAUACUAGAAUUGGAGAGGAGAAAAUACACCAUCAAUUGUAUUAUGGAAAAGCUCAGGAAGAGAGAAAACGAUUGUAAUUAUUUGCCAGAAAUUGACAGGGAAUUUAAACAAAGAAUUAAUUCUAAUGUGUAUGACCUUUAUUCGGAUAAAAGCACCUACAAUAUUUAUAACACCAAAAUGUGCGUGAAUUAUUUUCUUGAGGAAAAAAUGCACUCCCCGGAGAAUAAAGAAUUUAUAAAAAACUUUUUCGUCGAAAACACCACCAAGAAUAUUUACUUCGUACAGGUGUUUAAAAAGAAGAAGAAAAAAAAAGGGGGAGCAGGGGUCCCUGUGGAAAAGAACUACCCAGGGGUGGAGAAAAUUGACCAAUUGGACGAACAAGUUGGAAAUGAGGGAAGCAUGGCGAAGGAAGCAUGCAGUGGUGUUGCCCCCCCAGUGCAGCACCUGCCCUGUUACGCCGUUGCAGUAGGUGAGGAGGCCCUGGAGGAAAACGAGAAGAAGUACGACGUGGAGGAGGGCACAGAGGGAAAGUUGGGGGAGGCUGACAAGAUUGGCGUAACCGAUGGGGAAGUUACCGGAGCAGCUACCGGAGCAGUCACCGAACCAAUCCCCGGCGAAGCGUCCGACCAAGCCGAGGACAACUGCGCCGAGCCGGAGGGAAACGGAGGGGCCAGAGACCCCCCGAAGAGUGAGCACAAGAUGAAUUACUUCAACUACCAGCUGAGCUUCAUCAAGCGGAAGUUUUGCAGCGCGGAGAAGGACGAGGGCAAGAAGGAGGACGCGCAGGAGGGGGAGCAACUGGAGCGGGAGCAGCAGCCGGAGCAGCUGGAGAAGCUGGAUCAUCCACCGCAACCACCGCAACCACCGCAGCUGCAGCAACUGCAGGAAGAGGAUGUGCGAGCCCAGAUGCCGACGCACCCCCCACUGGACAGCCGCGAAAACGAAAAGAUGGAAGUAGCCGACGAGGGUUUCGAGUUCUCGAUGGGCAAGUUCCUCGGCAGGAGUGAGCAAACUGGGGAAGGCAACACCGAAUUGGAGGAGAAGCAAACCAAGGGGAUAGCCACGGAAGGGGUAUGUAAAGAAGGCCUACACGGGGAACUCCACCAGCACAUCCUCCAUCCAGGCAGCGAAGACCCCUCAGGGGAGGAAAUACAACACCCCAUUUCCAGAGCACAAGGACUAAAGAGACACCCCAACGAAGACGAAACGGAGGAUGAUUUCGAGGAAAGAGAAAACCUAAUCGACCAAAUGAUAGGAAUUAGCAAAGACGAUAGGGAUGAAGAAGAAAAAAAAAGGGAAACCGAACACAGCUUCGACAGCGUAAUAAAUGAAGAAAUGGCCGAAAAUGAGGAAAGCAAAUUUGGAAACUUCCCUCUGCAGGAAGAGUUGUUCAGCGCGAUGAAAAUGACCGGAGCGCAGAUCAUCAUGGGGAACGAGGAUGAUUUGGACGAGUACGACGAGGAUGAUGAUGAGGAGGAGGAGGAGGAAGAAGAAGAAGAGGAAGAGGAGGAUGAGGAGGAGGAAGAGGAAGAAGAGGAAGUGGAUGAAGAAGAGGAUAUAGCGGAGGAAGCGGCAGAAGCGGAGGAGGCGGAGGAGGCCGAAGGAAACGCCGCAGUGAACGCAAACGGGAGUGAUAAGGAGAAGAAUGGCGAGGCGAAUGAAGUGAAAGCCGCGGAGGACGUGACGGAUGAGAAGGACAACGGCGAAGGGGUGAAGCCAGAAGCGCGCCCCGCGGAGGAAACAAAGGUGGGCGAAGCUAACGCUGCCCAAGCGAGAGAAAACGCCUGCGAGGGUGGAGAAGCGGCGGGAGAGAGGGAAGGAGAGGUGAAGAGGGAAUGCAACGGAGAGAACGAAGAGGAAGAAACAUCCCAAAGGAAGGAAGCAAUAAAUUUGCAGAGUGGCGAAACGAUUACUCCCCCAUGCGCAGAUGAGGGUAAUGAUGAGAAGGCAGCCAGGGUGAACACAGAAAAGGAGGUGAUUGAAAUAAUUGAGGAGGAACCGAACCAGGACAAGUCCUACUCUGACAUUAAACUGAUAGUGGAGGAUAAAAAGGAGGAGGAGGAAGAAUUCGAAGAGGUCAUCGAAAAAAGAAGCUGCACAAAGUACAGGAACAAACACAACAGCAAUAGUGAAAGUUACUUCCCCUAUGACCAUCGCGAUAAUGUGAAGAAGGAACACGAGAAUUUUACACAGCAUAAUAGCAGUCUUGGAAUGCUAAAUGGGUUUACCCUCAAAAAGGGAGAACGCGGAGGAGGCGAAUUCUACACCCAUUUGGAGAACGCGGACGAAGAAGUAGAAGCAGAAGAAGACGUAGAAGACGCAGAGGACGUGGAAGAAACACCCGAGUAUAAGCAAUUUAAAAAGCAAAUCGCAAUCAUGGACAGCAGCAUGCACAAGGAGGAAAAGGAGGAUGAAAGGAAAGCCAAAGAAAACGAACAGGAUAAACAGCAAAGAAAUGAUAACAAUUUGUCUACACCGGAAGAACAGUUAAUGAAAGGCACAACCGGAGGAGGUAACUCCAACUCCAUGAGCAACAUGAAUGGGAAAAACUUCUUCAUCAAAGACAUGCUGCAUGAGAAUAACCAGUACGUGCACGACUACUGCGAUAUUGAAGACAGCACAAAGUACAAAAUGCUAGAUGUAGCUAAGAAGAACCAAAUUGAGAAAAUAAAAAAAAAAAUAAAAAAAAAUAAAAAGCUAACGAAGGAAGAUUUUAAGCUAUUAUCCGAGUUGCUACAUCACAAAUUUUUACUAAACGAAAUUAGUGCCAUAGGUAAUUACGAAGUGAAUUACAAAAACUGCUUUGACAUCCUCGAAUUAGAGGAAUAUAAACUGAGGAAGGACGUGCUGAACAUGCACUGUGAGUGUCUCUCCAUAGGGCUGACCACCCAUGAGAGGGAAUUCCUCAACGAAUUCCAGUUGUUCAUGCCAGACAUCAACAUCAUGGACGAUAAAAAUAUUCUGUACAUUUUGAGGCACUCCAAAAAUGAGAAGAAUUGCGUGUUUAAAUGUUUCCUGGGCGAGAAGGAGAGCUCGUAA
Plasmodium vivax (malaria parasite P. vivax) is the source of this 9234-nucleotide messenger RNA. RefSeq lists its product as hypothetical. The transcript has a single exon. Bases 1 to 9234 code for a protein of 3077 amino acids. The record is from RefSeq and is a predicted model, not a curated record. Lineage: Eukaryota; Apicomplexa; Aconoidasida; Haemosporida; Plasmodiidae.